Fusarium venenatum is the source of this 210-nucleotide messenger RNA. The record is from RefSeq and is a predicted model, not a curated record. Lineage: Eukaryota; Fungi; Ascomycota; Sordariomycetes; Hypocreales; Nectriaceae.
AUGGGCUACUACGGUUUUCAUGAUUAUGCCACCGCAUUAUGGUGGAAACAUGUGCAACAGGUUUUGACCGCCUCUGAAUUGGACACUGAACUAGCCCGGAAGGUGUUACAGACUGCUCAGGUUUAUCUGACAGGGAUUGAAGAGAUUGGAGAAUCUGAAGCUUUUGAUGCUUCUUUAGAAGCUAUCCAGUCUCUGAAAAGCAAACUUUAA